Rhinichthys klamathensis goyatoka is the source of this 1145-nucleotide messenger RNA. RefSeq names its product partner of NOB1 homolog (gene pno1). The coding region runs from base 99 to 851 and encodes 250 amino acids. Gene Ontology annotation, cellular component: nucleolus. Lineage: Eukaryota; Metazoa; Chordata; Actinopteri; Cypriniformes; Leuciscidae. The transcript has 7 exons. Gene Ontology annotation, molecular function: RNA binding. The record is from RefSeq and is a predicted model, not a curated record.
GGCAGCAAUGAGGUCCUUUGAGUGUAACAUGGCAAACGCCGCCACAUGUUCGUGGUAAACAUCUUUGUUGAAGUGCGUUUUUAAAACCUCGUUUGACGAUGGAGUCUGUAAGUGACACGACAGCGGAGGUGACUUCUACUGUUAUGGACUGCGAUGGAAACACAGACGCGUUUCAGAAAGUGAAGUCGAAGAAGAGUCAUAAACGCAAGCGAGCCUCGUCUGAAGUGAACAUGCAGGAGGAGGAUUCAGUGGCGGCCAAGAGACCGCAGUUCCCGGCCUUAUCUGGAGACCAGCUCAAGGGAGGUGUGGAUGAGAUGCGUAAAGUGUCUGUUCCCGCUCACCGAUACACACCUCUCAAAGAGAACUGGAUGAAGAUAUACACACCCAUCGUGGAGAACCUGCUGCUUCAAGUGCGGUUCAAUCUCAGGACAAGACACGUCGAGAUCAAAACGUGUAAAGAAACUCAAGACAUCAGUUCUCUGACCAGAGCUGCAGACUUCGUCAAGGCGUUCGUCCUGGGCUUUCAGGUGGAGGACGCGCUCGCUCUGAUCAGACUAGAUGAGCUGUUUUUGGAAACGUUUGAUGUCACAGAUGUUAAACCUCUGAAAGGAGAUCAUUUAUCCAGAGCCAUCGGCAGGAUAGCAGGGAAAGGAGGAAAAACCAAGUUUACCAUCGAGAACGUGACGAAAACCCGGAUUGUGCUCGCAGACACGAAGGUUCAUAUAUUGGGAUCUUUCCAGAAUAUUAAAAUGGCACGGACAGCGAUAUGCAACCUUAUUCUCGGGAGUCCACCAUCGAAGGUGUACAGCAACAUCCGUGCCGUGGCGAGUCGCUCAGCGGAGAGGUUUUAAAACCCUUUCUCACAUCAUGAACUGAUCCAGAAACACUGCAGAUAUAUCUAUAUAUCUCUCACAAUAUCCCCGAAGCAGACGAUGAACGAUCUCGAACACCAAUGGACCGACUCCUCAUCAAUGCAUCAUCACUGAUCCUUAAGAGAAUAAACACAUCAUGAAUGAAAACGCGUGUGGAUCCAUUCAGUAGUCAAGUUUUAAAUGUUUAUUGUUUCAUAUAGUAUCAUCAAGUAGUCCAUAUAUCCCACAGAAGUUAAUUUGAUGCAGCAUGCAGAAUAGACAUCCCAUAACUGA